UGUUAGCACGUAAUAGUAUAAAUUUGUACUGCAAUAAUACAGUUUACAUGCAUAAGUAUAUGGACGAUGAUAUAAAAUUGUAUCUAUUGUAUUCUAACCACCGUGCACGGAUCAUAAGUGAAUAUUGAUUUUUAUAGUUCGAACUGAUGUUUUCCGGUGAAUUACAAUUACAUAAUUCGUAGUCAUCCAUAUUAGAAAAUGUUUAAUCGAAGAGCCAUAAGAUCGUUGGAAAGUUUAGCUGGCAUGAUCUGCAAUACCAGAAAAAGUUUAUAUGUAAUUAGCUACAGUACGUGUUCCAGGCGAUGUUUUAGCCGUAGUUCUAAUUACAACAGACCAACAGAUACCCUAGAGCAUCAUAAUGAACCUGGUCUUAAGUCGCCAUUUAAAUUGUGGUGGGCCAAAGAAAUCACACCCGAUAUCCACGUUGCAGGAAGGCUAACAGCGCGACAAAUCAAAUAUGCAGAAGAGGGGGGAUUCCAGAGUAUUGUCUCACUGUUUACACACGGAUCUCAGAAAAGAUUGGGUGAUGACGUUUUGCCAAGCACAGAAGAAACUUCAAAAAUGAUCAAUUCGCUAUGUAAUCUUCAAUUUAAAACAGUUCUUGACACCGAGAAGCGGAAAUCUUGGAAUCCUAAGGCUGCUGUAGACGAACUAGAACAUAUUCUAACAGGAUUAAAGAAACCAAUCUUACUUUUUUCGGAAACAAGUCGAGCUGCUGCCUUUGUAACACUUAUGUAUAUUGCAAAGCAAACAAAGGUCAAUUCAGAUUUCGAAACUCCCCUCAACAGUGAAAGAUUCUACCGUAUUGGGGCUAGCAUGGGUAUGGAUUUUACCUCGGAUUUCUACAAAAAAAUUGUUAGUGAAAUCACUGGAGAACCAAUAGUUCACAUUCCAUCAGCACCAAAUGCAGAACCAAGGUCUUGGAUAAAGUACUGGCAGGCUUAUCCGGUUUACAGAAACUGGUUUACUGCUGGCCAAAUGAUCAAACCAACAUUCUCGGUCGUCGAAGAAGCUGGAUUUUCUUCUAUCGUUAAUUUAAGAGCGGGGGUCACCUUUUGUGAAAAUCCAAGCCAAGAAGAGGUGACACUGCUAAAUAUAAAGGAGGGCACUGGAACUUAUGGCACAGAAGUAAAUAAGCCUCGGCAAAACCUGGAAAGGCUUAAGGAAACGAGAAUCGAUCCCCUAAAAUCAAAUCUGUAUAUUUCUAAAACUUCUGAUAAAAACUAUGAAAGCCGUAAUGAGGACGAAUUUGGAGACGAUGUUGGUUAUAACGAAACAAUAGAAAGGGAUUAUUUUAAGCAGUAUGGAAAAUUCCAAUAUUUACAUUUACCCGUAGCUAUAAACAAACCCAUCACUACAGAAGUCUACGCACGUCACCGAGAUAGUCUGUUAGAAAUGGGAAGAAAGGGACCGGUCUUAGUUCACUGUAUCAAGGCCAGAAGAGCUGGAUUGUUAUCUAUUCUUGCUGCAGCGGAACAGUAUGAUAAAGACUUGACUUGGGCGUUACGUAGAAGUAGAGAAUUGGGCUAUGAAGUAUCAGAAGAAAAAAGUCCAACGGUUUAUGAAAUAUAUUUGAAUGUUCUAGGACGACAUGGUUCCACUGAUGUAUAGAUAAUCUCUGGUGAUAAUCUUUACUCUGACAUAAUAACUGAUUGUGCACACAUUAUUGCACUAUACGAGAAAGGUUUGCAACUACAUGUCAUAUUUUAUCAUGAUUUAUAAUUAGAAGACUAAAGGAAUUAAAAUAUGGAUUGCUUUCGGCAGAUAUAUGCUCAUUUUAUUGUAAACUAUACACUGCAUACAGUCCUUAAGUUUCGUCAAUAAGAUCCUACUCCAUCAAGAAUUUUUCGGCCAGAUUUGGUUCAAAUUAUACCCGUAUGGGUGAUUUUCUAUUACUGAGAGAAUGCUAUCGUUGCUAAGGAAAAUGUAUCAUUUUUACUAGCAUGUAUUACCUGGUAACGUGAAUAAACCAGUCCAAAUCA
Molecule: messenger RNA, 1982 nt
Organism: Patella vulgata (common limpet)
Lineage: Eukaryota; Metazoa; Mollusca; Gastropoda; Patellidae
Exons: 4
Coding region: 199-1611 (470 amino acids)
Source: RefSeq, a predicted model, not a curated record